CUUUAGUAACAUAAAUAUACCAAACCCUCCAAUCUCUCCACACCGUCAUUAGCUACUCUCUUCCUACCAUCUCUCUUGCGGCCAGGGUUUAAUCCAAUUCUCUAUCAAGUUCAGCUCUAAUAUAUCAUCAUGGGUAAGGAAAAGAGUCACAUCAACAUUGUGGUCAUUGGCCAUGUUGACUCUGGAAAAUCAACCACCACUGGCCACUUGAUCUACAAGCUUGGAGGUAUUGACAAGCGUGUCAUCGAGAGGUUCGAGAAGGAAGCUGCUGAGAUGAACAAGAGGUCAUUCAAGUAUGCCUGGGUGCUGGACAAGCUCAAGGCUGAGCGCGAGCGUGGAAUCACCAUUGAUAUUGCCUUGUGGAAGUUUGAGACCACCAAGUACUACUGCACUGUCAUUGAUGCCCCUGGACAUCGUGACUUUAUCAAGAACAUGAUUACUGGGACUUCCCAGGCUGACUGUGCUGUGCUUAUCAUUGAUUCCACCACUGGUGGUUUUGAAGCUGGUAUCUCCAAGGAUGGCCAGACCCGUGAGCACGCACUCCUUGCCUUCACCCUUGGUGUGAGGCAAAUGAUCUGCUGCUGUAACAAGAUGGAUGCCACCACUCCAAAAUACUCCAAGGCAAGGUAUGAUGAAAUUGUCAAGGAAGUGUCAUCCUACUUGAAGAAGGUCGGUUACAACCCCGACAAGAUUCCCUUUGUCCCCAUCUCUGGAUUUGAGGGUGACAACAUGAUUGAGAGGUCCACCAACCUUGACUGGUACAAGGGCCCAACACUCCUGGAUGCCCUCGACCAGAUCCAGGAGCCAAAGAGGCCCUCAGACAAACCCCUCCGUCUCCCACUCCAGGACGUGUACAAGAUCGGUGGUAUCGGAACUGUCCCAGUGGGUCGUGUUGAAACUGGUUUCAUCAAGCCCGGCAUGGUUGUCACAUUCGGUCCAACUGGACUGACUACUGAAGUCAAGUCUGUUGAGAUGCACCAUGAGGCUCUGCAAGAGGCCCUUCCUGGUGACAACGUGGGGUUCAAUGUUAAGAAUGUUGCUGUUAAGGAUCUGAAGCGUGGUUUUGUUGCCUCAAACUCCAAGGACGAUCCUGCCAGGGAAGCUGCCAACUUCACCUCCCAAGUUAUCAUCAUGAACCAUCCUGGACAGAUCGGAAAUGGUUAUGCUCCAGUCCUUGACUGCCACACCUCUCACAUUGCUGUGAAGUUUGCUGAGAUCCUCACCAAGAUUGACAGGCGGUCUGGUAAGGAACUGGAGAAGGAGCCCAAGUUCCUGAAGAACGGUGAUGCUGGUAUGAUUAAGAUGAUUCCCACCAAGCCCAUGGUGGUGGAGACUUUCUCAGAGUAUCCUCCACUUGGUCGUUUUGCUGUGAGGGACAUGCGCCAGACCGUUGCUGUGGGUGUGAUCAAGAGCGUGGAGAAGAAGGAUCCCUCUGGUGCCAAGGUGACCAAAUCUGCUGCCAAGAAGGGUGGCAAGUAAUCAUUGUGUUGUGCAAUUACUGGUUUGUUUCUUGUUAAUUGUUAAUUGUCCCUAAGCUGUGUGUCAUGAGAAUUGUAGUUCUAUUUUGUGGAAUCUUGUUCUGAGAUUUUGGAGAUUGUACUAUGUUUCUAGAUUCAUUAUCGGCUCGUGAAAUUUAGGUCUCGAGCAUUUGGACGCAAAGAACUCCAUGUCAUGUUUUUGUUUAUGGGCGUUGAAUUGACAUUAGUUGUCUGCCCGCCUGCUCAUAUAUUAAGUCUUCUUUCUAGUUCUACACCCUUUCCUUUCUGUCUGCUCAUAUUCAGCUGUCGUAAACUUGUCGAUCUCUUUCUUGUAUUUUGUACUAUUUAGAAUGCGUUGAAAUGCGCUGCCUCUUGUUGUCA
Populus euphratica (Euphrates poplar) is the source of this 1859-nucleotide messenger RNA. Its product is annotated as elongation factor 1-alpha. Gene Ontology annotation, molecular function: GTPase activity; GTP binding; translation elongation factor activity. The transcript has 3 exons. Gene Ontology annotation, biological process: translational elongation. The record is from RefSeq and is a predicted model, not a curated record. Lineage: Eukaryota; Viridiplantae; Streptophyta; Magnoliopsida; Malpighiales; Salicaceae. The coding region runs from base 130 to 1479 and encodes 449 amino acids.